CCCUCUUUCCGUACCGCGGGGGCGGGGGCGGGGAGUCCAGAUCCGGAGGCAGAGCCGACAAACUUCCACAUUCAGAACAGAAAAAGUCAGGAAAACACGGUCCGCGCGCGCGUGACGCCUGUCCAACGCGUGUGAUCAGCGCGGCUUCGCGGAGCUUUUAGCGGGAUAGCAGUUCGCCGGAGUACCUGGGAAGUUGGUAGCACCGCCGCUGAGGCGCAGUGGGAGCUUUUGCUGCGAUGUGGAGCCAGUGAGUGGAUGUACAGGAUCGCUUACCACCCGGAUUUUUUUGAAUCAAAUCGGCCUGGUUUGUACUCCCGAGUUCCCCUGGAAGAUUGGAUUAAUAAAAGACACACACAGUUGGAGAAUGCCUGCGAAGACCAAAUACAACCUGGUGGAUGAUGGACACGACCUGAGGAUCCCGCUGCACAACGAGGAAGCGUUCCAGCAUGGAAUCAACUUCGAGGCAAAGUACAUCGGCAGUCUGGAUGUGACGCGGCCGAGCAGCCGGGUGGAGAUCGUGGCUGCGAUGAGACGAAUCCGGUACGAAUUCAAGGUGAAAAACAUCAAAAAGAAGAAAGUCAACAUUGUCGUGUCAGUCGAUGGCGUCAAGGUGACUUUGAGGAAAAAGAAAAAGAAGAAGGAGUGGACAUGGGAUGAAAGUAAGAUGAUUGUGAUGCAGGACCCAAUUUACAGGAUUUUCUACGUUUCCCAUGAUUCCCAGGAUCUGAAGAUCUUUAGUUACAUCGCCAGGGAUGGACAAAGCAAUGUUUUCCGCUGCAAUGUCUUUAAGUCCAAAAAGAAGAGUCAGGCCAUGCGCAUCGUUCGGACAGUGGGCCAGGCGUUCGAAGUCUGUCACAAACUGAGUCUGCAGCACACGCAGCAAAAUGCAGAUGGACAAGAGGACUUCAAAAAGAUUGGCAAUGACUCUUCCGUUCCAGGUGUGCGUGCUUAUCCACCUGUGUGUGUAUGUACUUUCUUCGGCUCAGAACGUGAGCUAACAGGUGCAGAAAAGACGCCGACCAUCACAGAGGAGACGGACAUCGAUGCAGAAGAGGUCAACCAGGUCCCCAUGGCAGAAGACCUAAACCCGGACAGGGGAGUGACGGACCUUGACGCCACCGCUACAACGCCAGAGCCCAACCACUCAGAAAACAAGCAGGUAUCAGAAGAGCCGUCUUUGCUGCUGAACAGCCCCAGGAUGCUGCUCCCGGCGUCGGGCACCCUCUCCCCAGGUGUCCCCUUAUCUGUCCACCACCAAAUCCAGCUCCUGCAGCAGGAGCUCCAGCAGCAGCAGCAGCAGACUCAAGUGGCUGUAGCCCAGGUCCAUCUCUUGAAGGACCAGCUGAGUGUGGAGGCUACGGCUCGGCUGGAGGCCCAGGCUCGAGUCCACCAGCUGCUGCUGCAGAACAGAGAUCUGCUGCAGCACAUCUCCCUGUUGGUUAAACAGAUCCAGGAGCUGGAGACUAAAAUCUCUGGACCAAACUUAAUGGGUUCACAGGACAGUUUGUUAGAAAUCACGUUCCGGUCCACGGUCCCUCCAGUGAUCUGUGAGCCGACCACACCUAAACCAGAGGUUUCUGCCAUCAAUCUGCAGGCGAUUAGCCCCAACGACGGGACCACCAACCCCUUCUCUUCUUCCAAUGGAACUCUGGGAAGCCCACUAGUUGAUCAGAGUAUGUUUGAGAACUCCGUUGCGCAGCAGCCGAGUCCUCGGAUCUCCAGGUCCGGUCUUCCCAGUGGUCGGCGCUCCUCGGCCAACUCCGCCGCCGGUUCUGGCAGCGCGGACUCCCCGUCCUCCGGGGGACAGCAGCGGCUUAAAAAUGCCAUUAACCUGGGCAAGGCGGUUGGAGCAAAGGUUAACGAUUUGCUGAGAAGAAAAGAACCGAGCCACCUCGGGGACAUCGGUGUGACCGAGGUCAACAAGAACGUGGCUGCAGCUUGGAGCAGCACAAGUCAGCUCAGCCACGCCGGUGCCGCCAACAGCCACAUCUCCUCCUUUGACUGCUUUCCUCGGCUGGACCCGCCCCCUCCUGGGAAAAAGCGGCACCCUCGAGCUCUGAAAACCACGCAGGACAUGAUGAUCUCCUCUGACCCCGUGGUUUCCUCACCGGAUGCCGCAGACACGCCCCCCUUCCUCCCUCCUUCUGAGAAGAUGACUCCCACCCCUAAAGAGGAGAUCAGGAAUGAGGAGCAGCAGCAGCUGGGGAAGGAGGAAGAGUCGACAGAUGUUGCGUCUUCAUCUGUUCCAGCAGAAGAUGAAGCCGAGAUGGAUCCAGGGACGGGGACCAGAGGCAGGGUGGAUGGAGUGACCGGAGGAGGGUCCAACGGUGCAGAAGAAGGGAGCGCAGCAGGAGACGCGGAGGAGCACCGGCAGCAGCCGCAGCUCUCCGUGCCAGACCUCAUCAACAAAGACCCACCCAUGGAGUCCAGGGCCAAAGCCUGCGACGUCUGGCAGAAGGCGUCCGGUCCGGACUGCAGGCUGGCCUCCACCCCGCGCUCCGACAAAACCCCCCGCCGCAUCAGCCUGGACGAGCAGGUGCUGCUGGGAAACGGCACCACCUGUGGCAAAGACAAUGGCUGUGAGGACGCGGAGCCUCACCCGGACCUGCUGUCGUUUGAGUGACAGGCGGAGCUGAGGACCUACGGCAGCUCAAAGAAACCUUAAGAUCAAAGACGGGGGACCAGACAAGAACUUUUUCACCAGGAGACUUCUAGGUUUGAUCUAAGGUCAGUCAGACACCGCAGCUGUUUUAAUUUUUUUAUUUUUAUGAAUGAAAACAGAAAAACGUGAGGGAAAAAGCUGCAGUAUGGAUUCUUCUGAUUAUGUAGCAAUGAAUGUAUUUCUGUGCAAGAUAUCCUUUAAAACACUCAAACUCUGAUUAUUGAAUAAUAUAUUUCAUCCACUUCAAGUGAUUUUUCAUCACUUUGGCAAUAAAUCCAGCAAAAGCUGCUGCAGUAAGACACUAAUAUAUGAUGACUAUCAAAAUCCUUUAUAUUUAGAGAACAUUAUUUAUGCGUUUGAGGUUUUCCUAGAGAGGUUAGGAAGAGAAGAAGCAAGUGUAAGGAUGAGCAACCAUGAAGGUGUUAAAGAUGGACUUUUACUCCACUCAGGAGCGGAUGUUAACAUUUAAGAGUCUGGUUUAAAUAUUCCUCCAAAAAGAUCCUUUUAUUGUGAUUUCACUCAAAGUUUGGGGGAAAGAGUGAGAUCAGCUUCCUGCUCUAGCUGAAAGCGACUCGUCGUUCUGGAGCAGGCAGACGAACGGACAGACGGUGGGACGUUGGAAAGGUAGAAGUAACGUUUGAGCCAAAGAGAGGAGAAAAAAUGAGCUGAGAAGGGCAAUUUUUUCCAAAACCACAGACCAAAGAGUGAAAUUAGCCACUUUUGAGACAGAGAAAAGAAAUAUUAUUAUUUGUAUAUUUUUACCUGAUGUAAACCAAAGUCAGUGCAUUUGAAACAUUUAGUUGCAGUUUUAUUAAUAUUUUUACACACAUGAUUUGUUUUUUAAAUGACAUACUUGCUAUCAUUGUUUGACGAAAACCACCUAGCCGACAGAACAGGACGUUUCUUAACUGUUUCUCCUCCGGGGACUUUUGUCUUUCCCCCCCCCCGAGUAAAAGAACAGGAAGUGGGCUCUUAAGAGAUGGCAGAUUGACCAAUACGUUUGUUUUAAAGGACUAAAAGUGAAUGACUAUUAACUUUACUGAGAGGAAUUCAUGAAUUUAAAACUGGUUUCUGCCACUUUGGAGCGCCAUCUACAGUCAAAAAAAGAGAAUGACCACUUAGUCAGGUGGAAAAACAGAUUUGUGUCAGAGAAGAUGGAUGAUUUGAAUAAAGGGAUCUGCUAGAAGACUGUAAAUAAAUAACAAAAUCCAGUUAAUAGGGGUUGAUUAGGCCGCUAUCACAGUGAAGACAGCAUCUGCUCACAUGCAGUGUCAGGUUAGCAUAUUUAUACAUUGAAGACCUAACAUUAGCUAUAAUUGUGUACAUUUUCACUCAUUGAUAUGGAAACAUAAGCUUGGAUCCUUUUAGGAACACGGAGGUUGUGGCUGUAGCUAGAAUGUAGCUGAAAAACCAUCAUUUUGUGAUCAUUAGAGCUCAGAAAAACAACACUUUUCUUAUCGAUCGUUGACAAAGGAGUAGCUUCUCUUUGAAUUUUUACAAACUGUCUCAUACUUUGUAAGAAAUGAAGGACAAAGAUGUUAUGUUUAUGUGUCAUUUAGCUGCUUCAUGCUUCUCUUUCUGUCGCUUUGGUGUAUUUUGACAGAAUUUCAGCAAUAAUGAAGGAAACUGCUGCUUUUGUGGGAAAACGACAUGGAUUCAAAUCUGGGACUUCCUUUGAGACUUUUUUAAUGUGUUUCAUUACGUAAAUUUAUUAUAUGAUUUUUAUGUGAGAACAGAAUCAACCGUUUAGCCUUUUUCUUUCCUACUGUACUGCUUUUUUCUUUUUUUUAUAAGGGGAAGUGAUCUUUUCCUGCAACGACUAUAAUCUCAUAAAAAUAGAUUUGAUCAGGA
Oryzias latipes (Japanese medaka) is the source of this 4513-nucleotide messenger RNA. RefSeq names its product carboxyl-terminal PDZ ligand of neuronal nitric oxide synthase protein. Gene Ontology annotation, molecular function: nitric-oxide synthase binding. NCBI's taxonomy places the organism in Eukaryota, Metazoa, Chordata, Actinopteri, Beloniformes, Adrianichthyidae. The record is from RefSeq and is a predicted model, not a curated record.